UCUUUCUGUGUUUAACCGCAUCCAGUGUUCCUCUUUCAUUCUGACCACAACGUCUGUUUAAAACAGCUGCUGCUCAAGCGCACACUCAGAGUCGUCGGCAGGCUGUAACACUGUUCCUUAUCUCUGAACUUUGAACAAAGAAUACAGUAGAGCUGUCUUGCAUAAGUUAAGGUUCGUUACAGUAUUUACAAAGCUAUACAGACAAACUACGCAGAUAAUUUCUCCUGCCUGAAGCACUGAUGGCUGCGAUGUUUGGAAGCGUGUGCGUCAUGGUGACUCUCCUCAUGUGUGUUCUUGGAGGCCAAGCGCUGGACCUGCUGAGGGUGACUGCAACAUCAGGGACUCCUCCCUCCACUCCCAGAGUGCAUUGCUGGUGUUCAAGCUACCCAAACGUGACUCUUUGCUCCUGGCCCGAACCCUCUACCUCCCCUCCGACACACUACAUUGCCACCUACAGUGAGCGACACAGACUGCUGGACACCAAGCAGUGCCAACUUAUCCAACCCGGCUCUUCAUCCUCUGAUCUGACUUCAACAUUGUCAUCCUCGUCUGAACGGUUGUGGCACUGCCAACUGCCCAACCUGCGGCUCCUCACUGACUACAUCUUCAACGUCACAGCAGUUUAUUCUGGUGGAAGCAGCUCCCAUCUAUCAAGCUUCAUGCUGGAGGAUAUAGUGAAACCAGAUCCUCCCGUAAAUGUCCGGGUUUCCCCUCAGGACGUCAGAAACCUGCUGGUGCAGUGGUCUCCUCCCCCUUCUUGGGCUAACCUAAACAUCUUCCCCCUAAAAUACCAGAUACUAUAUCGAUGGGAAAACAGGGGCAACCCGAAGUCUGUCAAUGAAGAAGAGCAGGCAGCAGCUCCAGAGACGGACCCCCAGUCAGCAGUUGCAGCAACCCAAAUCCAGCCAACACAAACCCCAGAACUGAGGGACCUGACAGCCACGACUCCCAGCCAGAUCAGCAAACUUUCUGUUGCUGCCGUUACACAGCUGGGUCCGUUUGAGAGCACCAAGGUUGAGCUGAAGGGCCUGACCCCAGGAAGGACCUACGUGUUCCAGGUGUGUGCGAAGGAGCUGCUGGGUCUGGGCGAGUGCAGCGACUGGAGCUCACCUGUAAAAAUCACCAUACCACGAAGAAAACUGUAGAGACUCUCCCUCUCACUACCUGUUUUAUUUAUUCAUGUCCUGUCAAGCUAGCAGUGAUGUAACUGCAAACAGGUCGCAUCUUUUAACUGCACAAGAAAUGCAAGCAACAGUUAUUGAUAUUUAUUUUAUUUAUAAAGAAGUAAAUGGACGUUAUCUGUACAGUGUAGUGAACAUUUCCAUUGACAUUGUAAUUUAUUAUUUUGUAAAACUGAUGGUGGAGUUAUUUGUCUUUGGAGCAGCUGCUAAUAUAAGAUUCAUACUGUAAGACAUUUAUAAUAAUUAUUUAUCAGUGUCAGGUGGUCUGAUCAGUUUUUACAUGAUCAGUUUACGACCUGUUUUGACCCUCUUUAAGACACAUUUCACAUUCUGAAAUUAUUGUGUGGCAGCUCCACAUUUAUGUGAAAAACUGAAUAAAAACAAUGCAUUCA
Molecule: messenger RNA, 1573 nt
Organism: Epinephelus lanceolatus (giant grouper)
Lineage: Eukaryota; Metazoa; Chordata; Actinopteri; Perciformes; Serranidae
Gene: ebi3
Product: Epstein-Barr virus induced 3
Cellular component (GO): membrane
Molecular function (GO): protein binding; cytokine receptor activity
Source: RefSeq, a predicted model, not a curated record